GUUGCAACAAAACUGAAUCAUCCGAUUCCUAUUAAACAUGCUUAUCUAGAUAUAAAGAUGAUGUCUUCCUUUUUUACCUCAAUCUAUGAGGAAGACAACAGAUGGCAGAUCUUUUUUUUUUUCUUUUUUCUUUGAGAAAGAAGAAAAAGAUCACCAUUCAUUACUCAAUUAGUGAAACUAUAUCAGCUCUAAUUGCAUCCCUCACAAAAGGAGGAAGCGAAGCCAUUUAUCUCAGAUUGGAUCCAAUCAUCUGCUAAUGUUAUUGACCACCCUAAAAGUUUUCAAAGCGCAGAAAGGUUACAGGCACUGAUGAUGACUACCGUACUACAUGGGUCAAUGCAUCCUCCAAUGGUGUGUGAUCGGUGAUUCCAAAUAAUUGUUUUCAUUUUUCUAGGUAAACUAUAAGCCUCUUGAAAACCUUUCAGCUAAGAUGAGAAACCGAAUUCACGGUUACUCUAUUUUUGUACAGGAAUCACUUGUGUGCCAAAUUCGAGUGCCUCUCUCUGGUUCAGUUCAGUGUUUUCUCCCUCUUCAUCAAGCUUAUUAGCUGCUAGGGCAUGUCAUAGAUGGCCUCCAUGGUUGAAGUGGGAGUGGAGGUGAAGUCCUCCCCAGACAAGUUCUGGACAGCCAUUCAUGCCUCCACGAAGCUAAUCCCCAGGAUCUUACCUCCCCAUCACAAGAGCAUUCGGAUCAUUGAAGGUGAUGGCAACAGUGUUGGCACCAUCCGGCUCCUGAAAUAUGCCCAAGGAGUUCCACUGAUCACGUUUGCAAAGCAGGCGGCUGAGGAGCUCGACGAUGCCGAUAUCACCGAUAGUGAGAUCGUGAGCUUCUACAAGACCUUCAAGACCACCCUAAAGGUGGAAGCCAGAGGUGACAGCAGCCUGGUUAAAUACUACAUUGAGUAUGAAAAGGUGUAUGAAGAAGUUCCUGACCCACAUCUCACCCAGGAGAUGGCAGUCAAACAUUAUAAUGAACUGUUCGAUCUAUCCUAA
Molecule: messenger RNA, 992 nt
Organism: Musa acuminata subsp. malaccensis (wild Malaysian banana)
Lineage: Eukaryota; Viridiplantae; Streptophyta; Magnoliopsida; Zingiberales; Musaceae
Product: MLP-like protein 423
Biological process (GO): defense response
Source: RefSeq, a predicted model, not a curated record